UUUGUUACUGUAUUGAGGAAAUUCUCAGAGACUGCUCAUAUUGGUGAUGCUAUCUUUGAAGAAUACAGGCAAAAAUCAACUGAUGAUUAUGUUGAAGAAAUGGAAACUUACUUAACUGAAAGUAUUUUUAAUUUGAUUCUAUUAAUUUUAUGUACAUUUUAGAAAAAAGAAAAUCUCAAAUCUUUUUAUGUGCAUCAAGUAAUUCAGAAUUUGCCGAAGAUUCAGUUAUUCUUGGUCACAAGAUACUAUUUCCUCGGGAUAUGAGAAAUGAAUUUAAAGAUAUGAGGGUCAAAUUUGGAUCAACUUUUUAUGAUGUACGACUUCUUUUCUCAAAGAAAUGGAGUGAAUCACAGAGUGACAUCAACAAUGUUAAAGCACUACUCAUUGAUAUUUUUCCUGAUCUCAGGGCUGAACUUUCUGUUGUAAAAACCAUUGAUGGUGUUCUGGAUGUGGUGAAGAGAAAGUGUAGCAUUAUUGAUAUUCGUCCUCUUGAAGUAUUAGCUCAAAAGUUUGAAGUGAAAGAGGCAGAGGCUAUUAUCAGAGAGCAUAAAGAAGCAGCUGAAGAGUUCUGCAAGUCAGUAUCAGUAAACGUCUUCCAAGACCAAACAUUACAAGUGAUUCCAACACAACAUUUGCUAUGUGAAACCAUAACUUUUGUCCUGAACUGGAAUCCUGAUGAGACUACACUGCAAGACAUCAAUGAUGUACUGUUGGAGUUAAAAGUACUCCACAAAUAUCAAAUAAAAGUAGUUGGAGUUGGUACUGGAUCAGUUAUAGUAACCUGCUACUGUCCUGCAGAAUAUACUAGCUCACUCAUAGUAACUGUCCUCAAAAAGAUAGAGAUACUACAAGAGAGAGGAUUGACAGAUUUUAUAGUAGGGAACUGUACUAUAUGGAAUAAUGUUGCUCAUGAGGUAUCUGAAAUGACAAAUAAAGAGAUUGACCAAAUUACCAAAAGUACUGUCAUUGAUUAUGAAGACACAGAGAAAGAGUUAAGGCAACAGUUAGCUGAGAAAAAUAGAAAAAUACUAGAGCUUCAACAAGAGAAACAACAGGCACAUUUAUUACCAGCAGAGUCAAAUGAUGAAUUAAAUAAGAAAUUAGAGGUACAAUUUGCAAUUGGUAGAAGAAAGACAUUGGAGAUUGAGGACUUAAAGGCUACUGUGAGACAAAAAGAAGAUAAAAUAAUUGCCAUUGAGAAAGAGUUAGUGUCAUUAAGGGAACUGUCAGAGAAUCAACUACAAGAAAUAGAACAACUGAAACUGAAACUUAAUGCUUUACCAGUUGCAGCUUGUAUGACUACACAUACAGUUGAAAGUGAUAAUGAGGUGAUAAAAUCAAAAGGUGAGUUAAAGAGUUGUUGUGCUUAUAAUGCUUUAUGCAAUUUAAACAA
Messenger RNA from Amphimedon queenslandica, 1393 nucleotides. RefSeq lists its product as uncharacterized. The record is from RefSeq and is a predicted model, not a curated record. Lineage: Eukaryota; Metazoa; Porifera; Demospongiae; Haplosclerida; Niphatidae. The annotation marks the transcript as partial. The transcript is spliced from 8 exons.